AUGAGAGGCGAGCCUACACCUGCAUGGGACUAUGGGAACAACACCAUUUGGGAGAAAUACAUUGACAUCUCUUUCAUUGUGGCAAACUGCUUGAUUCUGUUGAUCACUUCUCUUGUAGGUAUUGCAGCAAAUAUUUUUGUCAUACUGGCAGUCUAUCACCAAAAAUCACUGCAAACGUGGAAUAAUGCGCUAGUGGUGAAUCUUGCAGUUAUUGACAUUCUUCGAUGUGUAAUUGACUGCCCCAUUCUCCUUUUCAUUGUUCUGGUCGUGUAUCAAAGAGGACAUGUGGACGAGUUGAUCUGUGAUACACAAGUGGCUUCUUUCUCUUUCAGCUGCUGCAUUCAAUUGAUUACACUGGCUUGUAUAAGUGCGGAGAGAUACCAGGCCAUUGCACAGCCUUUCAAAACUGCUCAAAGGAGAAGACGGAUUAUGGUAUUGAUUCCUCUCACAUGGAUCUUAGCUAUUCUGGUGGCUGGUUUUUGUCUGAUAUUUGUGAGAGACUCACCCGUGCAUGUUAAAUGCAAAGGAUCACAAGGAGAAACAUCAUCCUCCUAUGAUACCUUUGGACUUUACAUGUUGUUCCCACUAUGGGCAGCUUGCUUUGGUGUGAUCAGUGGAUUCUAUGCUCGCAUAUUUACCCUUGUAAGAUCACACAAUCGCAAAAUAUUUGACAAAGGUACUUUUCCCCUCUCUAAAAAAGAGCAAACAGAGGAUAAACAGAAGAAAGAAGAAUCCGUGGCUGUGGAAAAUGGACAAGGAAAGUCAGAGCAAACCCAGACUUUGAACAGUGUUGCUCAGGUGGAGCUGGUGACACAAGCUGAACCAAAUUCAUCCAAGAAAGAUUCAACAACUGCUCUACUGACCUCAAAAAAAGUGACACAAAGUGUCUCCAUCGAUUCAGAGAAUAAGAAAGGAUUAAAAAAUACAGUGGAGAUAACUGAGUUGGGAACAGAACAUCAUCAUCCUGCAGUGCAGACUGACAAGAAACCUUUUAAAGCAGAGCAGUCUAACCCGUGUACUAUGAAAGUUGAAGCAAAACUAUCAAAAGGGGAUGGUGCCUCUAGUGUUAUGAGCUCAACCGCAAAGCCCCAGAAGGUGUCAGGCAAUUUCGACACAGAAAAGCAGUCCAAAGAGAGAGUGAAAAGUGACAAAGCACCCUCUGAAAUGAAAGAAACAAGUCCCCAUGUUCCCUCCUCUGCACAGUUAGACAAUCCUGAAUCCACUUCUGUUUUGCUGAUUGAACCGAAACAGGUUAAGAACAGCAACGGAGGAGUAACAUUGGCUGUUGUAACAGUAGGUCAAGUGUCUUCAUUGCCUCCAGUGUCAAAUACCCUCCCUGAAGUAGAAUCUACAAAACAAAAUGUGGAAACGGAAGGUGCCGUUUGCAUGAUGCCUUCAAAAGCUGGUAAAGAAAGAGCGAACAAAAAGAAGGAAAGCAAGAUGGCCAAACGUGCUGGUUACAUAAUUAUGACCUUCCUCUUAUUCUGGCUACCUUUGAUCACAACUAUCCUGAUGAAUUUCAUAGUUCACAAAAACAAGAAUACACAGAUUACAGUCAUUCAGGACGUGGAGAUCCUGUCGGUGUCUGUUGCCUGCAUCACAUCACUGAGUGACCCAAUAAUAUACGCCGCAGUCAACCCUCAGUUUCGGACAGAGUUUUACAGGCUCAAGAACAGGGUUAAAUCCAUAUUCAAUAAGAAAUGA
Messenger RNA from Thunnus maccoyii (southern bluefin tuna), 1704 nucleotides. Its product is annotated as dopamine D2-like receptor. The transcript is spliced from 2 exons. Bases 1 to 1704 code for a protein of 567 amino acids. Gene Ontology annotation, biological process: G protein-coupled receptor signaling pathway. The record is from RefSeq and is a predicted model, not a curated record. Gene Ontology annotation, molecular function: G protein-coupled receptor activity. NCBI's taxonomy places the organism in Eukaryota, Metazoa, Chordata, Actinopteri, Scombriformes, Scombridae. Gene Ontology annotation, cellular component: membrane.